This is a messenger RNA of Magnusiomyces paraingens, 1641 nucleotides long. RefSeq lists its product as uncharacterized. The coding region runs from base 1 to 1641 and encodes 546 amino acids. The record is from RefSeq and is a predicted model, not a curated record. The transcript is spliced from 3 exons. NCBI's taxonomy places the organism in Eukaryota, Fungi, Ascomycota, Dipodascomycetes, Dipodascales, Dipodascaceae. Gene Ontology annotation, molecular function: ATP binding; proton-transporting ATP synthase activity, rotational mechanism; ADP binding. Gene Ontology annotation, biological process: proton motive force-driven ATP synthesis; proton transmembrane transport.
AUGUUGCGAACUGUCCUUCGUCAAUCCGCCCGCCGUGCCGGUGUUGUUGCCGCUCAGCGUGCCGCUGCUGUUGCUCCCCGUGUCAUCGUUGCCAGAAGAGGCUUCGCUGAGGCCAAGGCCACCCCUACUGAAGUCUCUUCUAUCCUCGAGGAGCGCAUCCGCGGUGUCUCUGGUGAGGCCGACCUCAACGAGACUGGCCGUGUCCUUUCCGUUGGUGACGGUAUCGCCCGUGUUUUCGGUCUUAACAAUGUCCAGGCUGAAGAGCUCGUUGAGUUCUCUUCCGGUGUCAAGGGUAUGGCCCUUAACUUGGAAGCCGGCCAAGUCGGUAUCGUCUUGUUCGGUUCUGACCGUCUCGUCAAGGAAGGUGAGACUGUCAAGAGAACCGGUUCCAUUGUUGACGUCCCCGUCGGCCCUGGUCUUCUCGGCCGUGUCGUUGAUGCCCUCGGUAACGCCAUUGACGGUAAGGGCCCCAUCGAGUCCACCGAGAGAAUCCGUGCUCAGGUCAAGGCUCCUGGUAUUCUUCCCCGUCGCUCUGUCCACGAGCCUAUGCAGACUGGUCUUAAGUCUGUCGAUGCUCUUGUCCCCAUUGGCCGUGGUCAGCGUGAGUUGAUUAUUGGUGACCGUCAGACUGGUAAGACCACUGUCGCCAUCGACACCAUUCUUAACCAGAAGAGAUGGAACAACCUCUCUGACGAGACCAAGAAGCUUUACUGUGUCUACGUCGCUGUCGGCCAGAAGAGAUCCACUGUUGCUCAGCUCGUCCAGACUCUUGAGCAGAACGAUGCUCUCAAGUACUCUAUCAUUGUUGCUGCCACUGCUUCCGAGGCUGCUCCUCUUCAGUACCUUGCUCCCUUCACUGGCUGCGCCAUUGGCGAGUGGUUCAGAGACAAUGGCAAGCACGCUCUUAUCAUCUACGAUGAUUUGUCUAAGCAGGCUGUUGCUUACCGUCAAAUGUCUCUUCUUUUGAGACGUCCUCCUGGUCGUGAGGCUUACCCCGGUGAUGUCUUCUACCUCCACUCUCGUCUUCUUGAGCGUGCUGCCAAGAUGUCUGAGAAGCACGGCUCUGGUUCCCUUACUGCCCUCCCUGUCAUUGAGACCCAGGGUGGUGAUGUCUCUGCUUACAUUCCUACCAAUGUCAUUUCCAUUACCGACGGUCAGAUCUUCUUGGAGGCUGAGCUUUUCUACAAGGGUAUCAGACCCGCCAUCAAUGUCGGUCUUUCCGUUUCCCGUGUCGGUUCUGCCGCUCAGGUCAAGGCCAUGAAGCAGGUUGCUGGUUCCCUCAAGCUGUUCUUGGCCCAGUACCGUGAAGUCGCUGCCUUUGCCCAGUUCGGUUCCGAUCUUGAUGCCUCCACCAAGCUUACUCUUGCCCGUGGUGAGCGUCUUACCCAGAUUCUUAAGCAGAAGCAGUCUUCUCCUCUUGGUGCUGAUGAGCAGGUUCCUGUUGUCUUUGCCGGUGUUAACGGUUUCCUUGACAAGGUCCCUGUUGCUGAUGUUGCUAGAUACGAGUCUGAGCUCCUUUCUUACCUUAAGGCCAACGAGUCUGGUAUCCUUUCUGCCAUUGCUGACAAGGGUGAGCUUACCAAGGAACAGCUUGCUCAGCUUAAGGAGGCCACUGCCACCUUCUCUGCCAACUUUGCUUAA